Ogataea philodendri is the source of this 1566-nucleotide messenger RNA. RefSeq lists its product as uncharacterized. The transcript has a single exon. Lineage: Eukaryota; Fungi; Ascomycota; Pichiomycetes; Pichiales; Pichiaceae. Bases 1 to 1566 code for a protein of 521 amino acids. Gene Ontology annotation, biological process: signal transduction. The record is from RefSeq and is a predicted model, not a curated record. Gene Ontology annotation, molecular function: 3',5'-cyclic-nucleotide phosphodiesterase activity.
AUGAUCAGUGAGAUAUUGAUUUUGGAUCCGUCAGGGUCUCCGGUGCCUCAGUGCAUUGGCGAGCUGUUUGAUGAAUCACAAACGUUGAUCACCAGAUUCAGCGGAAUGACUUCGCUUUGUAUUUAUUUAUCAACCUACACAAACUACACCCUGACACAGCAGCACGACCGGAUUGAACGAGUUCCGAACUCGAAAGAGAAGGAACUCGAUCAUUGUGUUGGACUCAUAAUUAACACAGACAAAAAGGGUACAAGUGGCAUUUUGGACACUCUAUCUUUCGAAGAACAGCAAACGCUAGUUGCUAGUCGGUUCCACCAUUUGAACUUGGUGGCCAUUUGUCAGUCGUUGACCGACUCCAGCACGAAAUCCGUUCUUAGUUCCCGGUUUCUACCCGUGUUACGCCACAUCUACAAGCACAUCCAGACACGUUUACUUCGGGUCCAAACGUGGGUCGGGUUGACUGACGCGGACAAGUAUCCGGAGAUCAACACUAUGGGCGGUAUUACCAAGACACAGGUUUCUGCGGAGACCGGAAUGAAGAACAUCCGAUUGUUCAGCACAGAUAUCCGCUAUAUCGAGCUUUUAGACCUCCCACAUGACGACGAGCAUUACAAAAGUUUAAUUGCAAAGUGGGGGUUUCCGGCGUUCGAGCUGACGUACGACGAGCUGCUCUACUGUGCGUACUUGAUGUUUGACCAUGCGCUGAUCGGAUACAGAGAUGAUUACCAGACUCCCGGAUUUCGAAACCGGCUAAUGUUGUUCCUGUUUUACAUUCGAGAUUACUACAGAAAGGGCAACCCGUUCCACAAUUUCAGGCACGCUAUUGACGUUAUGCAAUCCAUCAACUACUUCCUUGGCCAACUUGAAAAGUCCGAUUUUGAGCUUCGCUUGGAGAAACACGAAAGCUUGGCGUUGCUUUUGGCUGCACUCGGCCACGACAUUGGCCACCCAGGAACCACGAACGCAUUUCUAAUAACGCACAAGACUCCAAUUGCCGCCAUUUUCGACAACCAGUCGAUUCUGGAGCAGUAUCACCUGGCACAAUACUUGAAAAUUAUGAAACUGUUUUUCGCAAGAGACGACAGAUGUGUGGAGAUUGCCAGAUGCUCGAUCUUGGCUACAGACAUGGCCAAACACGACGCCUAUGUUCACGAUCUGGACCGCUUUGACGAAUACGUGACAAGACAGGAGAAGUUACAAUUAAUUUGCGCAAUCCUAAUUAAAUCCGCCGACAUCUCGAACGUGUGUCGUCCUGUCGCCCAGAGCGUGAAAUGGGGUUUGAGUCUGGGGAGGGAAUUCGCCGAGAUUGGUCAGUUGGAAAAGGCACUGAAGGGAGAAGAAACUGCUACGUUGAAACCUCUUCCUGUGCCACUUUCAAAGAUAACUCCUGAAGAAGCCAUCGAAUUUGACCCGGAUUUGGACAAGUCACAGAUGUUCUUCAUCAACAGGUUCGCAUUGGAGUUCUUUACCAAGGUCGCUGACAGAUACCCCCCACUCGCGUGUCUCUCGCAGGAGCUUCACAAAAAUAUUGCCCAUUGGCAGCUGACAGGAAAAACAGGAAAUUGA